UCAUGUUCUCGAGAAUUAUGGAUGGACGUAUAUACGGGAUAUCUCGAGAACAAUUACACCAUCAACUCACGUUUCUUUUCCCUUCCAUGGUGGAGUUGUCCCUUCCUACCUUCCUUCCUCGUUGAUUGGUGAGUUUUGUUGGCUCGAACGCUUUGCUUCCGCGCAUCAUAUAAAGCAAGCAGAAGCGUGGAAGCUAAGUGUGGGGAGGAGGGACGACUCGGCCCUGCGCCGAUGGCUCCGAAUCCUUCGCCGUCCACUUCCACUGCCGCCAUGUGUUCCUCCUCGCAGCCCAGGAACCUCCGCAGCGGCCAGCAAGAGCGGAGCGUGGGGGUCAGGAAGCACCCUCCCGAGCGCUCCGCCUCCUUCCACGGGCGAACGACGACGGCCUUCCCGCAGGAGCACCACCAGAUUCGGCGACCCAAGACCCAGCCCAACCUGCUCCCCCGCGGGGCUAGGAGAGGUGGAGCGGCAGCGGCAGCAGCCGCAGGAAAGUUGCCGGAUGAGGUGGAGCGGAAGGUGCCGACCAAGGUGCUGGUCAAUGUGACGGUGCAGCGGAGCCUGGGGCCGGUGCAGGUGAUGGCAUCCACGGAUUGGAGCGUCGGGGACCUGGUGGCCGCGGCGCUGCGGCUCUACGUCAAGGAGGGGAGGCGGCCGCCGCUGCCCACGCCGGAGCCCUCCGCCUUCGGCCUCCACUACUCCCAAUUCAGCCUUGAAAGUCUGGAUCCGAAGGAAAAGCUGGUUGACUUGGGCUCGAGAAACUUCUUCCUCUGCCUCAAUCCCCAGACCGAAGCAGCAGCUUCAACCUCUUCCUCGUCAUCUGGUCCUUGCUCGAAGCAAGCUGAGAAGGCCUCAAAGAUCGGCAUCUCCUGGUUAAGUUUCAUGGAUUGCUUGCUGUAGCUGGCGUUCUGCAUCAUCUACUCCUUUGUGGUCUGUUCGUUCGGUGAUCUUCUACUGUGACUAUGAUCGUCGUUGUUGCAAUUAUUGGGUGGUGCUUUGUCUCAGGCCGACCUAAAACAAAGCGCAAUCGUGCCUGUGUGCACUUCCGAUCAUGCAGCAAGAUAUACUAUUUGUGCAUCGUAUGCGUAUGUACAUAUUGUAAUGCCAUUAAUAUAAUUACUCCAUCCAAAUAUCCAAAUAUUA
Molecule: messenger RNA, 1140 nt
Organism: Musa acuminata subsp. malaccensis (wild Malaysian banana)
Lineage: Eukaryota; Viridiplantae; Streptophyta; Magnoliopsida; Zingiberales; Musaceae
Source: RefSeq, a predicted model, not a curated record